UUGACAGGCAGCAGCGAAACAACAACUUGGAAGUUGAAAAACUUUCCUUAACUAACUAAUUUAAAGACUAUAGAAAAGUUACCAAAAGUAGGCCCACAGUUAUUUUCUCCCAUUUUAAAGUGUAUAUUGUUAGGGGUUCAAAUGUGGAAUUAUUGAUGGAUUCGAGGUAUGAAAUCAAGCGGAUGGCCGGUGGCGGGGGAUCAGCGAAUGCUUCCCCCGCUCUGGGGUCACAGUCUCGCCGCAGGAAGAUGCCGCCGAGGCCCGCUGAUUACAAACUUCAAAUUAUCAUUAUUGGCUCCCGUGGCGUGGGAAAAACCAGUCUAAUGGAAAGAUUUACAGACGACACCUUCUAUGAAGCAUGCAAAUCAACUGUUGGAGUAGAUUUUAAGAUCAAGACGGUGGAGCUGAGAGGGAAGAAGAUCAGGUUGCAAAUCUGGGAUACAGCUGGUCAGGAGAGGUUCAACAGCAUAACCUCAGCCUACUACCGUGGGGCCAAGGGAAUAGUACUGGUCUAUGACAUCACAAAGCAGGAAACGUUUGACGACCUGCCCAAGUGGAUGAAGAUGAUCGACAAGUAUGCUUCAGAGGAGGCAGAGCUGCUGCUAGUGGGGAACAAGCUGGACUGUGAGACAGACCGCAUCGUGACUAAACAGACUGCGGAGAGGUUUGUCUCAAGGAUAUCUGGGUUGCGUUUCUGCGAGGCCAGUGCCAAGGAUAACUUUAACGUGGAGGAGUGCUUUCUAAAACUAGUGGACGACAUUCUAGCCAAGAUGCCUCUGGAGAUUCCCAGUAGGGAGCUUUCCAACAGUAUCCUGUCUCUGCAGCCUGAACCAGACGUUCCUCCUGAGCUCAACCCGCCACGCAUGCGCUGUUGCUGAGACCCCCCUACCACCUCCACCAUCCUCCCUCCACCAUCCUCCCUCCACCCUGCUGAGACCCCCUACCACCUCCACCAUCCUCCCUCCACCCUGCUG
Molecule: messenger RNA, 974 nt
Organism: Salvelinus namaycush (lake trout)
Lineage: Eukaryota; Metazoa; Chordata; Actinopteri; Salmoniformes; Salmonidae
Gene: rab12
Product: RAB12, member RAS oncogene family
Exons: 6
Coding region: 156-878 (240 amino acids)
Biological process (GO): Golgi vesicle fusion to target membrane; regulation of exocytosis; protein secretion
Cellular component (GO): synaptic vesicle; trans-Golgi network transport vesicle; endosome
Molecular function (GO): GTPase activity; GTP binding
Source: RefSeq, a predicted model, not a curated record